This is a messenger RNA of Asparagus officinalis (garden asparagus), 2793 nucleotides long. RefSeq lists its product as uncharacterized. The transcript is spliced from 2 exons. NCBI's taxonomy places the organism in Eukaryota, Viridiplantae, Streptophyta, Magnoliopsida, Asparagales, Asparagaceae. Bases 1 to 2793 code for a protein of 930 amino acids. The record is from RefSeq and is a predicted model, not a curated record.
AUGAGACCUUCGUCUCGGUUGACGACUGGUCUAGCAACUGACGUUGAUGGGCCGGAGAAAUCGGAGAAGAAGGAGGAGAAAUACUUUCCGGGUCCUCUCCCUGUUGUAAAAUUGACCCAUACUUCCGAUUGGGCUGAUGAUGAGAGGGAUACCGGACUUAGCCUCCCUGAACGUGGUAGAUAUCGAGGACCCGAUGUGGAUGCUCCUUCAAGGGAGUUGUAUAAGGAUGGUCGGGAUGAUGAGAGGGAUACCGGACUUAGCCUCCCUGAACGUGGUAGAUAUCGAGGACCCGAUGUGGAUGCUCCUUCUAGGGAGUUGUAUAAGGAUGGUCGGGAUGCUGCAGGUUCUUGGAGGGCAAUGCCCCAACCUAGAGAUGAGAGAGCUGGCAUGAAGCCCUUUGGGGUUGGAAGAGAGGUUAACAGGGAUAGUGGUUCUGCUCGUUCUUCGCCCUAUGGGAACAGUGUAAGGGAUGGUCUUAGCAAUGGCAGAGAUUUGGGUUUUGGGAUGAGUUCUCAGAAUGGGAAGAAUUUAUCGGAAGGGUUUAGUGGAAGAGGCAGUGAUCAACAGAAUGUGCGUGGUGGUCGAUAUGGUGAUGUUUUGAAUAAUCGACAUAGAGGAGACGGCUUUCAGCAUAAUGCUGUGGCAAAGUCACCGUUUUCUUAUGGGUCUAAAGGGUUAUCUUUGAAUGACCCAAUACUGGAUUUUGGUAGAGAGAAAAGGAUGAACUCAUCAAAUAGUGGGAAGCAAUACUAUGGGGAUGCUGGUUUUGAUGCCACUGAUCCUUUCUCUGAUGACCCGAUUGCUGAGGUAAAUAUGAAAGUUUUCAAGAAGAAGAAAGAGGUACAAAAACAUGCUGAUUACCAUGACCCUGUUAGAGAAUCAUUUGAAGCUGAGCUAGAGAGAGUUCAAAGGAUUCAGGAACAGGAGAGACAAAGGGCGAUGGAGGAGCAAGCAAGAGUCAUGGAGAUUGCUCGGAGGGAGCAGGAGGAGAGGGAGAGGCUGGUUAGAGAGGAAGAGGAAAGGAGGCGGCUGAUGGAAGAAGAGGCGAGGGAAGCUGCAUGGAGAGCAGAGCAGGAGAAGAUGGAGGUUGCUAGAAAAGCUGAGGAGCAGAAGAUUGCAAGAGAAGAGGAAAAAAGAAGGAUGCUUAUGGAGGAGGAGAGAAGGAAAGAGAAUGCAAGAAAGAAGCUUAUGGAGCUGGAGGCUAGGAUUGCAAGGAGGGAGACCGAAGUUAGUCAAAACGAGGACCAAUUUCCCCGUGUUGUUGGCGAUGAACGAGCUGUUGGCACAAGUGGGAGGGAUGUACCUAAAGUUACGGCAGAUAUGGGUGAGUGGGAGGAUGGUGAGAGAAUGGUUGAGCACAUCACUAGCACUUCUUCUGAUUCCUCGAUGAAUAGAUAUUUUGAAACAGGUUCUUCUAGGUUACCCUCAAGAGAAACUGGUUCUUCAUUUAUGGAUAGAGGAAAACAUGUGAAUUAUUGGAAGAGAGAUUCGUAUGACGGUGGGGCGAGCUCAAUGUUUCAUGAGCAAGAUAGCUAUGCAAGGAGAGAUACUUACAGCCCUGGGAGGGGUUACCCAAGGAAAGAUAGUUAUGGAAGUCUUGAGGCAGCCCCUAUGAGGCCAUCUUCUAAGGGCAGUGUGUCAGACCAUUCUUCAGGUCCGGAUGAUUUCCGUUAUUUAAGAGGAAACAGAUGGAAUGUUGGUGGCGAAAUUGAUCACUUCCCUAGAAAUUUUGAGGCUGAUGCAGCUGAUUUCUUUGAUAGUGAGAGGUUUGAUGAUAGUGCCUGGGGUUCUAUUCGUCCUCGUGGAAGUCCUAAUGCUUGGUAUGCUGAAAGAUCAUUUCCUAAUUCUGAGGUCGAUAGUGUAUUUCCCUCACAUGGAAGAUCUCGUCACUCCUUGAGACAGCCUCGUGUGCUCCCUCCUCCAUCCAUUUCCUCUACACGCCAGAGUCAGAGCUCAUUCAGAGUUGCAGCAGAUCGACCCAUUUCUUCAUCAUUUGUCGAUAACCAAUCUAGAUAUCAGCAUGGUGGAAGAAGUGUAGAAGAACCUGUGCAGUCAAACUAUGAUGGUGGUUACCAUCAAAGGGUUCAACAGUCUAGAACACCGGAGGUACUAGAAAGUGAUGUUAUUUCUUCAGAGCAGAGAGAGAAGGAUAGCCCAAGAUGUGACUCACAGUCGUCGCUUUCUGUAUCAAACCCACCUAGUUCACCCACCCAACUUUCUCAUGAUGAAUUGGAUGAAGCUGAAGAUUCUCAGGCAUUGGAAACUGCUCAUGUUGAGGAACAAACAGUUCUAUCUGACAGUGGACACAUCAUGUCUGGGAUGGAGAUGGAGAACAUGAACAGAAUGGCGACUGCAAGUUCAGUUUCUCAUGGUGAGGAUGAUGAGUGGGAGAUUGAAAACAAUGAAGGAGUACAAGAACAGGAAGUGUAUGAUGAAGAAGAUGGUGGCUAUCAGGAAGAAGAGGAAGUAGUCCACGAAGGUGAUGGUGGCAGAAAUCUUGAUCUGAGCCAGGAAUUUGAUGCACAAACAUUGGACACGUCAAAUUUAACUCACGAGAUGGGUCAGUUGAUCUCAAGUUUUGAUGAUAGCGCUGAUGCUAUCAUCCCCAUGGCUGAUGAUCCGGAGACCUCUGGGAACCUUGAGAAGGCAGUUCAGAAAGAUGUAGUUGGUGACCGUAAGGUACAAGUUGAGAAUUCAUUUGCCCAAGAGUCAGCCAGUGAGUCAUCGCAACUCAUAAGCGAAACUGAGAAUUCUCUUCAACAGUUGGCUCUUGAUCCAGGGAUUAUAACUUAA